Molecule: messenger RNA, 522 nt
Organism: Purpureocillium lilacinum
Lineage: Eukaryota; Fungi; Ascomycota; Sordariomycetes; Hypocreales; Ophiocordycipitaceae
Molecular function (GO): fatty acyl-CoA hydrolase activity
Source: RefSeq, a predicted model, not a curated record
AUGGCGUCUCAGGCCGGCGACGACAGCCCCGAGGCCACGAUCCGGCGCACGGCGCACGUCCAGGCGCUGCUGGAGCGCCUCCUCCAAGCCAGCCCCAUCUACGGCCUCAUCCUGCCGACGAUCCGGCUCGAGUCCGCGUCCCACGGACUGGCCGUCACGACGCUGACGCUGACGCCCACGCACGUCAACAGCAAGGGCGGCCUGCACGGCGCCGUGUCGGCCACCAUCAUCGACUUCACGACGGGGCUGGCCAUUGCGUCGACGGACCUGCGCGAGGCGACGGGCGCGAGCGUCGACAUGCACAUCAGCUACCUCAGCAUAGCGCGCGUCGGCGACAAGGUGCGCAUCGAGACACGCGCGGAGAAGGUCGGCGGGAGCUUGGCGUUUGUGACGGUCAAGAUCGUCAAGGUGGCGGAGGACGGGAGCGAGGUCAUUGUCACUAUGGGACAGCACACAAAGUAUGUGAGAGGCACGGCACCGCCGCCGAUUCCGACGCCGCCGACGCCCAUGGUUGGGAAUUGA